AUGUUUGACGGCAAGACUUCACGUCCAACUUGGAAGAUUGAUGACGGGAACGGCGAUCCCAACCCGGGUCUGGUUGAAAAGAAUCGCAACAGAAAGACUGGUCAUCCCACUUGGAAACUGUACACUCGCAACGUUCCCAACCCGAUCCAAAAGGGCGCAGAUGAACCACCUCUUUACGUGUAUCUCGACGAUCGCGCCGCCUACGACAUCCUUCAACAAUCGAGCGUGUACAAUGCUCAUGAGCGCCAUCGCAAUUGGCCUUUUGAUUUCGAUUCACAAGGCAAGAUUCCUGCGUCGCGCCCGAACCGAGGACGCCCAGUGUAUGAGCCCGGUAGCAAUUCCUCUUUCGUCGCGCUGACCAAGCGUGGUGGCGGUCAGUACUGGCUUUGCGGCGCAUUGCCCGCACCGCCCGCGCCGUCUUCGAGCAAGGCGUCUUCCAGCAAGGCGUCUAGUGUAAGCGACAAUGGCUUUCUUGGAGGGAACAACCGAUCUAGCCCUACAGAGUCCCACACUGGCAUAUCCGCUUCUGUUAAUCAUGCCAAAGACACUUCUCUGCUCUCGAACGGUGAAAUCAAUCAUGAAGCCGACGACGUACAGCAGUCUUCGGACCAGGACAUCCCUUGCCUCAGUAUUGAAAUGGAGCAAUCACAACCCAAGAAUGGAACCCAGGCGCCAACUGUCAAAGAAGAGGAUGCGGUAUCUGAGCAACCCUCCGAUCCUCCACUCGCCGACAAGAAGAAGCGUCGCAAGGCAUCCCUUCAGACUUCAGCCGCCGAAACACAGCACCGCAGGGCCUCCAAGACUCUGCCGUCUCCAGUGGCUCACAAUCCUCUCAAUAAAUCCCCUGAGCAGCUACUUCACGCCACUGCGGAGCCUGAGGAUCAACCAGCCAACGACAUAUCCGGUUCUCGUUCGCCUGUCUUCCCAGUCACACAUGCUCAUAAAGCCCCGACUCCUUGUGGAGCUUUCUCCUCUCCUCCGCCUGUUGAUACCAACCUCCAACACCACGAUGCUGACACCCCAAUGGGCGGAGUUCCUCUCCCUCUACAAAGCGAGGUUUCAAUCAACAACGUCAAGCGCAAUGGUACAUCUUCAGCCAACAGCGAAAACCUCUCUCAUGCGCCUAAACGACUCAGAAAGUCGAUUCAACCCUACGCACCACCUCCCAGCGUACUGGUCUACGAAGACGAAAACACACGCCUGAAGAGCGAGAACGAACAGCUCCGCAAAGCGCUGAAGGAGGCCAAAGCGGAGUACGAAGCCAAUGUUUGCAACCUCGACGAUCAACACGCCAACAAGCAGCGCGCUCUGCAAGCCCGCCUUGAUACCAUCGUCUCCGAGCGCAACGCCUUCCGCACACUGGCUCAGUCGCUCUACGCGCACAAAGUUGAUUUGCAGAACGAGUUGGCUGAUCGCCACAAUGCGCUAACGAACCUCCUUGAUGGCCUUGAUAGUCAGCGCGCAGACCUCGAUAAGUUAGCUGUUAGGUCAAGAAGAGAGCUUAAACCGACUGCGGCGCUACAUCGUAACGUGGAAGAGGUUCUUGAUGAACAAGGGGAGAAGUUCCAGCGAACAGGACUAAAGGAUGCUUGGAAGGACUUCCUUUCUGAGGCGAUGGAGUUCUAA
Aplosporella prunicola CBS 121167 is the source of this 1626-nucleotide messenger RNA. RefSeq lists its product as uncharacterized. NCBI's taxonomy places the organism in Eukaryota, Fungi, Ascomycota, Dothideomycetes, Botryosphaeriales, Aplosporellaceae. The transcript has a single exon. The record is from RefSeq and is a predicted model, not a curated record. Bases 1 to 1626 code for a protein of 541 amino acids.